UUCCACUUGCGCAGUACUUCACCACUGUUGGACGAGUCCUCGUCGUCAAAGCUUCUUCUUCUCUUUCUCUCUCUCUCUCUCUCUCUCUCUCUCUCCUCACAUCUCGUUUUCUCUCUCUCCAACUCCAAUGGCGGACAACGAAACCACCGCCUCCUCACCUGCGGUGGAAAUCAAACGCUCUUGGGGCGACGAAGCCGAAGAAGAAGAACCAGACACCCCAUCGACGUCCGACAACAAAACCACCUCCGACCUCAAACUCGACUCUCUAUCUAUACACGACACCAAAAAGCUCCACAAUUUCCUCGACGACCCCCAAGACUCCAACAUCAAAGCCGUCACAGCGGGCGAUACUUUGUAUAUAUCUGCGAAGACUUUCGAAGAAUUGAAUCUGUCUGCUGACUUGUUGAAGGGUUUAUAUGUGGAGAUGAAGUUUGAGAGGCCGAGUAAGAUCCAGACGAUCAGUUUGCCUAUGAUUCUGACCCAUCCUUACAAGCACUUGAUCGCUCAGGCACACAAUGGUUCUGGCAAGACUACUUGUUUCGUGCUUGGCAUGUUGAGCCGUGUUGAUCCCAAACUCACUGCUCCUCAGGCGCUCUGUAUCUGCCCUACCCGAGAAUUGGCGAUCCAGAACAUGGAAGUUCUUAAGAAGAUGGGGAAUUAUACAGGAAUUACUUCUGAAUGUGCUAUACCAAUGGAUAGCAGCAAUUAUGUUCCAAUUUCAAAACGAGCACCAGUGACAGCACAAGUAGUGAUUGGCACUCCUGGUACAAUCAAUAAAUGGGUGACAGCAAAGAAAUUGAGCACGAACUAUUUGAAGAUUCUUGUUUUUGAUGAAGCUGACCACAUGUUGGCAGAGAGUGGCUUUAAAGAUGAUUCUGUGAGGAUAAUGAAAGCAAUUGUCAGAUGCAAUCCAGACUGCCAGGUGCUUCUAUUUUCUGCCACAUUUGAUGAUGCUGUCAGGGCUUUCGUAUCAAAGAUUGUUAAAGAUCUCUUCAAAGGAGAUUACAACCAAAUGUUUGUGAACAAAGAAGAUCUGUCCUUGGAAUCUGUAAAGCAGUACAAGGUGAAAUGUCCCGAUGAACUUUCGAAGAUAAUGGUGAUUAAAGACAAAAUUUUUGAAUUAGGACAAAAGGUGGGCCAGACAAUCAUAUUUGUUCGCACGAGAAAUAGUGCGAGCACAUUGCACAAAACAAUUGCCCAUGACGGCUAUGAGGUGACAACCAUUCAAGGUGCUCUGAGGCAAGAAGACAGGGACAAGAUUGUGAAAGAGUUUAAAGAUGGACUAACUCAAGUGCUUAUAUCUACUGAUCUUCUUGCCCGGGGUUUCGAUCAAUCACAGGUUAAUUUGGUCGUCAAUUUUGAUCUUCCAGUGAAGCAUGAAUUCCCAUCAGAGCCUGACUGUGAGGUGUACUUGCAUCGGGUUGGGAGGGCAGGACGUUUCGGCCGCAAGGGUGCUGUGUUCAAUUUGUUGUGCAAUGAUAGAGAUGAUAUGAUCAUGUCCAAGAUUGAGAGGCAUUUCAACAUGGAAGUAGCUGAGGUGCCAUCCUGGAGAAGUAAUGAGGAUUUUGAGGCUGCCCUUAAAAAAGCUGGUUUGAUUUAAAUAUUUGCCCAUGAUCGUCUGGGAUUUUUAUAUUUCCCCAGAUGCGAGCUUCUAAGUGAAGCACAGGAUAUCUAGUGUUGACACUUGAAAAUGGGCAGCAGCGGAGUCUGGUGUUUUUAAGUCAUCAGAGUAGUCUUAUACAGAUGAAUGAUCUGUUUUCAUGCAUCUUAGCGUGUCAAUGGGCUUGUGCAUGCCUUGUUAAUCAAGGCUUCGAUUUUUGAUUUUAUUUCUGUGAUUAUGAGGAUAAUUCUUUCUUACUCUGUUUUGGAAUUUUAAGGUGGUUUUUUAAAUUUUGAUAUGGAGUUGUUGGAUUUGGUAUCAAAUUGGCAAGAAUGUUGGAUAUCCUGAUUUGGAUUUAUGGAUACGAGUUAGUUUUAUGAUAUGAGCUCUCUUUCUGUGUGUC
Messenger RNA from Camellia sinensis, 2003 nucleotides. Its product is annotated as DEAD-box ATP-dependent RNA helicase 38. Gene Ontology annotation, molecular function: RNA helicase activity; nucleic acid binding; ATP binding. NCBI's taxonomy places the organism in Eukaryota, Viridiplantae, Streptophyta, Magnoliopsida, Ericales, Theaceae. The record is from RefSeq and is a predicted model, not a curated record.